AUGGCUGCAAAAGGCUUUCGUUUCCUAGCUUUUUUGGUGGAAGAAAAGGAAGCGAAACGUCGCAUCUUGGAAUGCUGUAACGGAGUUAGGGGGUUAGAGAAACUCGCCGAGCAACUCCUUGACUCACUGAGUUACGAUGUUAACAAGCCCGCAUUUCGUGAACUCGAUCGGGGUUCACUCAUUCAGAAUCAGGAAGCUAUGAGUGUGAGGAAUCUCACCACUGAUCGGUUUGCUCUUCUCGAGUUUAAACACCAUAUCCUUGAUCCUCACAAUGUCUUAGCAGACAAUUGGACAGCCUCCAACUCUGUUUGUAACUGGUUCGGUGUUUCUUGUGGUGUCAGACAUGGAAGGGUCACAUCCUUGACUCUCCCAAACAUGAGUCUUACAGGAACAAUCCCUCCUAACCUUGGAAAUCUCUCAUUUCUACUCUCUCUCGACUUGAGCAGCAACAAUUUCUAUGGCAAUCUACCUAAAGAAAUGGGGCAAUUGCAUCGUUUGAGGCUCAUUCGCUUAAGCUUCAACAGCUUGAAUGGGGGAAUUCCAUCAUGGCUUGGGAAAUUACAUAGAGUUGAACAGUUGAAAAUGAGAAAUAAUAAAUUUACAGGCACAAUUCCUCAAACACUUGUUAACAUGUCCAACCUAGAGAUCUUGCACUUGGCGAACAAUCAACUAUCCGGUCAGAUUCCAUCUUCCAUCUUCAAGAUUUCCUCUUUGAAAGAGAUUCAUCUCCAACAUAAUAGUCUUUCUGGUAGUUUGCCAGAUGAUUUAUGUGUCCAUCUUCCUAAACUUGAAGUGCUUUACUUGUUCAUAAAUGAAUUAUCCGGUUAUAUGCCAUCAAGUAUAGGCACAUGCAGCAAGCUUCAACAAUUAGCUUUGUCUAAUAAUGAAUUCAAUGGGUUCAUUCCAAGAAAUAUUGGAAAUUUAACACAACUCAAAGGAGUAUAUUUGGGUAAAAAUAACUUAGAAGGUGAAAUUCCUAAGGAAAUUGGUAAUCUUUAUAGUUUAGAGAUAUUAAGUGCAUCAACUAUGGGCCUUACUGGUAAGAUUCCAGCUUCCAUCUUCAACAUUUCUUCUCUGACCAUUGUUUCUCUAACAAAUAAUAGUUUAUCAGGUAGAUUGCCUGAUUAUAUGUGUCAUCAUCUUCCUAAGCUUAAGGGGCUUUACUUAGCUGAGAAUCAAUUAUCUGGUAAUAUUCCAUCAAGUAUAGGCAAAUGCUGUAAUUUGCAGAUUUUGGAAUUAUCUAUAAAUCAAUUCACAGGGCUCAUUCCAAAAAGUAUUGGAAAUUUAACGCAACUCAAAGGAGUAUAUUUGGGUAAAAAUAGCUUAGAAGGUGAAAUUCCUGAGGAAAUUGGUAAUCUUUUUAGUUUAGAGAUAUUAAGAGCAGCAAGGAUGAGCCUUACUGGUAAGAUUCCAGCUUCCAUCUUCAACAUUUCUUUUCUGACCAUUGUUGCUCUACAAAACAAUAGUUUAUCAGGGCUCAUUCCAAAAAGUAUUGGGAAUUUAACCGUGCUCAAAGAACUAUCUCUAGAUGAAAACAGAUUGGGAGGGCUCAUUCCAAAAAGUAUUGGGAAUUUAACCGUGCUCAAAGAAGUAUAUCUAGGUGAAAACAAAUUUGAAGGUGAAAUUCCCGAGGAAAUUGGUAAUCUUUUUAUUUUAGAGAUACUAGGUUUGGGAGAAAUGGGCCUUACUGGUCGGAUUCCAGCGUCCAUCUUCAACAUUUCUUCUCUGACCACUAUUGAUCUACGUAAUAAUAGUUUAACAGGUAACUUACCACCCAUGGCUAGGCUUCAAAAACUUGAAGCGCUCAUUCUGUGGGGAAAUAAUCUUAGCGGAAACAUUCUCAACUCCAUCUCUAAUGCUUCCAUGCUCAGGAUCCUUGACGUAGCAUAUAACUCAUUCUCUGGCCUUAUUCCAAAUACUCUUGGCAACUUAAGACAUCUUGAGUGGUUUCAAAUUACGGAUAAUCAUUUUAUCACAGAACCUGCCACUCACGAGUGGAGCUUUCUCUCUUCUUUGGCAAAUUGCAAGAAUUUGAGUGUUCUAGAUGUUUCACUAAAUCCAUUGAAUGGGAUUCUUCCAACUAACAUUGGGAAUCUUUCAACAACUCUUCAAGAACUUUUAGCUUCUGAUUGUGAGCUUCAAGGUAAUAUUCCACUGGAAGUCGCUAACUUAAGCAACAUUUUUCUCUUAGACCUUAGCAUUAAUAAAAUAAGUGGAUCUAUUCCAGCGACAAUAGGAGGACUACGAAAUGUCCAAAGUUUGACUCUUGAGACUAACGAGUUACAAGGGCCCAUCCCUGAAAAAAUCUGUGGUUUGGAGAGAUUAUAUACACUGAACUUAUCUUUUAAUAAGCUCAGUGGACCUAUGCCUGCUUGUUUGGGUAAUUUGACUUCUUUAAGAAGUCUUUACUUGGGAUCCAACAAAUUGAGUUAUGCAAUACCCUCAACCUUGUGGAGCCUUAAAGAUAUCUUAGAAAUAGAUUUGUCGUCAAACUACUUUAGCGGCUCACAGCCACUUGAUAUCGGACAUUUAAGGGCACUAAUGUAUUUGAAUUUGUCAAAGAAUCUACUAAUGAGUGAUAUGGUGUCUACAAUUGGGGGCCCUGAAACAUUGGUUUCUUUAGAUUUAUCUAAUAACAAGUUUCAUGGUCAUAUUCCUGAGUCAUUUGGUGGCUUGAUUAGUUUGGAAUUCUUGGAUUUAUGCAAUAACAAUCUCUCUGGAGUUAUUCCCAAAUCAUUGGAAAAGCUUUCGAAUCUAAAAUAUUUUAAUGUUUCCUACAAUAGAUUGGAAGGAGAAAUCCCCACUGGACGAUGUUUUCAAAACUUUUCCUAUGGAUCAUUCAUGAAAAAUUAUGCACUUUGUGGUCCAUCUAGAUUGCUAGUCCCACCUUGCAAGAGUAGCAUCCACAGAAAUUCCAAGUUGACCAUACUGCGUGUUUUAAGGUAUGGUUUACCAUCAAUUGCUACUAUUGUAGUAACAAUAGUUUUUACUAUUAUAUACAGAAAACGCCAAAGUAGGAGUAUAACUCUACCUGUUAAGGAAGAUUUGUUAUCUUUGAAAACAUGGAGAAGAAUUUCAUAUGCUGAACUUUCACAAGCAACAGAUGGAUUUGGAGAAUGCAACUUUCUUGGUUCAGGGAGUUUUGGAUCUGUAUAUAAAGGGAGGCUUUCAGAUGGGAUGAAUGUUGCAAUAAAAGUUUUCAAUUUGCAGAUAGAGGGAGCAUUUAGGAGUUUCGACACUGAAUGUGAAGCUAUGCGUAAUAUAGUCCAUCGCAAUCUUGUCAAGGUCAUUACUUGCUGCUCCAAUGUGGAAUUCAAAGCCUUGGUGCUUGAUUUCAUGCCUAAUGGAAGUCUUGAAAAAUGGCUACAUUCUGAACAUUAUUUUCUUGAUAUCUUACAAAGGAUCAAUAUAAUGAUAGAUGUUGCAUCAGCUCUAGAAUACCUUCAUGCUGGACAACCAACUCCUAUAAUCCAUUGUGACCUAAAGCCAAGUAAUAUUCUACUAGAUGAAGACAUGGUUGCGCAUUUGGGAGAUUUUGGCAUUGCCAAACUAUUAGAAGAAGAUGAUUUCAUGAGACAAACCAUGACACUUGCAACUAUUGGAUAUUAUGGCACCAGAUCAACUAGAAUCUGUCAAUCCGCAAACUGCAAAGACAAAUUUGGCAUCGGGAAUAUGGUGGAUACUACAUCAGAAGCUACAAGUUCCUAUUUAUCCUCACAAAUGGGACUACAUGACCAAAUUAUGCAUGCUGAUCCAAGGAACUUUCAGCAGUAUGCACCAGUUGAGUCAAGGGGAACUAUCAGAAGCUUCACAUCAAUGAAGAACAAGAGGUCGUAG
Molecule: messenger RNA, 3837 nt
Organism: Durio zibethinus
Lineage: Eukaryota; Viridiplantae; Streptophyta; Magnoliopsida; Malvales; Malvaceae
Source: RefSeq, a predicted model, not a curated record